Messenger RNA from Gambusia affinis (western mosquitofish), 5521 nucleotides. RefSeq names its product nuclear factor of activated T cells 2a (gene nfatc2a). Bases 361 to 3045 code for a protein of 894 amino acids. Gene Ontology annotation, molecular function: RNA polymerase II cis-regulatory region sequence-specific DNA binding; transcription factor binding; DNA-binding transcription factor activity, RNA polymerase II-specific. Gene Ontology annotation, cellular component: transcription regulator complex. NCBI's taxonomy places the organism in Eukaryota, Metazoa, Chordata, Actinopteri, Cyprinodontiformes, Poeciliidae. The record is from RefSeq and is a predicted model, not a curated record. Gene Ontology annotation, biological process: calcineurin-NFAT signaling cascade; regulation of transcription by RNA polymerase II; cytokine production. The transcript is spliced from 10 exons.
GCGCAUUUCGACGGGGAGGGGGAAGUCGGCGCGACACAACACCUGUUUGCACUUUUGCUCUUUGCUACUCGACGCAUCUUCUGAGGCGGGGGUGGCGUGAUAGGGGCCUCGGUGAUGCACUGAAACUUAAAAAAAAAAAAACCUCACACUCUGUUGCUCAGUCAGUAAAUAGACCCGCCUUCCUUCUGAAAAUAACCGCGGAGAACUGAAACAGGAAACUUGUGCGCUGCUUCACCUUUUUCCAGCUCACCCGAUGCGGGAUUUGACGCUCAAACACCAAAUUGGCAUCGGCCGCGCACAUCCCUAGCUCUGCUCCCGGAGGAGUCGGUAGAUAAUUUAAAAGAAAUAUAAAUCAGACAAAUGACCACCUUCUACGACGAAAGAGAUCUGGAGGAAGACCUCAGUCGAGCCAAUUGCCCUGAUGAGGAUUUGCAGUUUGAGUACUUGUUUGAAUAUGAACCGCCUUGCAGUGACUUUUCAGGAGGAGAUCAAGAUGACCCUGGCCUUGCCACUCACAAGGUCCUCAGUCCUGAAUCUGAGCAGGUUUUCCCUUUGGAUGAGCACUACAGGAUCAAGUCCUGCAACUCUCCUUACUCCAACCUCAACCCCGAAGUUCUCUCAGGGUACGAAAACCAGGAGGCCAGAAACUACCUGGACAACACCCGGCCCCCAGGUCUGGCCCUGAGCCCCCGGAUCGAGAUCACCCCAUCCCGAGAGCACUACAGUCAUGGCCGGGACUCGCUGCCGAACCAGCACCUGAACCUCAGCCCCAGACCCACCCUCACUGUGCCCGGCCAUGAGAGCCUCGCCUACCGUGAGCCCCAGUGCCUGAGUCCUGCCAGCAGCAACUCCUCCACCAGCUGGCACUCUGAGAGCUACUCUCCCUGGGCGUCCCCCUGUGUUUCACCCAGUAGCGGCCCAAAUCCAGCAGAUCUUUGCCCCCGCAUGCAGAACAUCCACACCGGUUCACCGCGCACCUCCCCGGGCACCUCCCCUCACACCAGCCUCGGAGAAGACGGCGGCCUGGGAGCACGCUCGCCCUCGCCCCGACCGCGCUCCACCUCCCCGCAGGGCAAACGCACCUACGAAAUGUACCGGAAUCCGGGGCUGAUACCUGGGCAGCGGUCCCGCAGUCCGUCCCCGCACAGCGGCCAGGAGAACCCCAACAUGGGAGCUCAUUUCACACACGCCGGCCUUGUUGAGGGCGUGAAUGGAUUUGGCAGCAGUCAGCCAGGCAUGGUGCCCACCAAAAUAGUCAAGACCUCCAACCAACUUUAUGCUUUAAUCCCAGAGAAUCAUGGAGACGGGAACUACUGUGAUCAGGACAUUAAAACCAAACCUGCUGCAGAGCCUUUCUAUGUCAUCCCAUCAAUCUGGCCCAAGCCGCUGGUUCCCAAUCUCUGCAGCCUCCCAUUGGCUACAGCCCCGCCACUGGAGUGGCCUCUUCCCAGUCGCACAGACCAGUAUGAGCUCCACAUUGAGGUGCAGCCCAAGCCGCACCACAGGGCUCACUAUGAGACAGAGGGAAGCAGGGGCGCAGUUAAAGCCCCCACAGGAGGACAUCCUGUGGUGCAGUUGCACGGCUACAGAGGCAAAGAUCCAGUUGGCCUCCAGAUUUUUAUUGGUACCGCAGAUGAUCGCAUCCUGAAGCCUCACGCCUUUUAUCAAGUUCACCGGAUCACCGGCAAGACGGUCACCACCAACAGCUAUGAGAGGAUCAUCAACGGCACCAAAGUCUUGGAGAUCCCAUUGGAGCCAAAGAACAACAUGAAAGCCAUAAUCGACUGCGCUGGCAUCCUGAAGCUCAGGAACGCCGACAUCGAGCUGAGGAAAGGCGAGACGGAUGUUGGUCGGAAAAACACCCGGGUCCGACUUGUGUUUCGCGUGCACAUAUUUCAGCCUGGAGGUCAGGACGUCUGUCUGCAAGUGGCCUCGCAUCCCAUCGAGUGUUCUCAGCGUUCUGCACACGAGCUUCCCAUGGUGGAGAAGCAGGAUAUGGACAGCUGCUCCGUCCUGGGCGGCCAGCAGAUGAUCCUGACUGGGCAGAACUUCAGCUCCGACUCAAAGGUCAUCUUUCUGGAGAAGAGUCACAAUGGUCAGCAACUCUGGGAAAUGGAAGCAACAGUGGACAAAGACAAGAGCCAACCUAGCAUGCUGUUCGUGGAAGUGCCAUCUUACCAUGAUACAUCCAUUUGCCAACCUGUCAAAGUGAACUUCUAUGUUAUUAAUGGCAAACGGAAGCGCAGUCAACCUCAGCAUUUCACCUUCAACCCACUGACAUCUCCUGCUAUAAAGACAGAACCUCUAGAUGACUAUGAAGCACAAAAUAUGGGCUUUGGUAUUCCUCAGAUCUUGGGCUUAUCGCCUCACUCCUACUACCACAACCCUCGCGGCAUCCUUCACCCAGACAAUGGCCUAAUGUCCGGCAUGGCUUCCUGUCAGCGUUUCAGCCCCAACCUUCCAAACCAAGACGCGCGUUUCCAGCAGCAAAGCCCGGCUAUUGUCUACUCUCGAGGUGGGAAGAGCCUCAGUAGCAGCCCAGGCACGUGGCACGCCAGCGGGGUCAUGCCUGACCCCCACCGGUCGGUGCUGGUCCACACAGGCUCACCAGCUCAGUCUGUAGGUCCCAUCAGUUCAGGCCAGCACCCAUCUAUCAUCCAGUUCUCCCCUACCAACCACCAGCUGCUCAGGGCUGGAGACGCGGAGACUCUCCCUCCUCCUCAGCCUGAUAACCAGCAGAUCCUUUUCUGCGAUGACUACCCUCCGCAGGCUGGAUCCCACUCACCUGGACACCCCCAAGCCCAGGCAGCGGUGACCCACCAGCAGCCAUGUCCCACCGUCAUCCAGCAGCAGCAGCAGCCGUUUGGGCAGAAGGAGCCCCAAAAGGUACGGGUGUCACCCGGGACACAGCCGAUGGAGGUUACCGAAGACGAACAGAGGAGGGUGACAGUCAAGGAGGAGAACUUGGACCAGGCCUACCUAGAUGAUGUGAAUGAAAUCAUCAGAAAGGAUCUGACAGGGGUUCAGGCCAGAGGUCAGACAUAGACAAGAGAGCGAAGCAGGAAGCGAUGGCCUAUUCCUCUUCCUGUGCUACCCACAGACAAACAGACACGCAUCAAUGCAAUCAUCUACUCUCCAGCAAGGUGGCACUCAUCCCCCUACAGUCUGAUCUUCUGGUCAUUGUUUUCCUUUAAACAUAGAGUCUGGAACAUCAGCUCCUGGUUGCCGUGUUUGCUUUGGAUGGUUUCCUGCAAUAAACACUUUGUAAACAGAGGAGCUCAUUUUACCAGUAACAUCUGCCACCUAUCCCCACGAGGGAUUACUGAGAAAACACAGGGACAUGCACCUUAUUUUGAUGAAAAUCUUUACAAGUAUAACCUCAGAAACCAUCUAAAAAGAGAAACGAGUGGAAUAAAGGGAAUAAUUCCUUAAACACGUCCGUAAAACAGCUUUAUCCGCUCUGUUCCGGCAAUAAACUCACACCUCUUGCCUUAUGAUAGCAAAGAUCUGGUUUGUAGCAUUCAGCUGUUUCACCAAAAAUGUCUAACAGGUUAUUGCGAAACCAAAGAAUAAAGCACAAAUCAAUGUUCUCUUGCGACUUGUUAUAUUUUUCAGCCCAGCCUUACUUGCACAAGGUUUGUCUAUAAGUUUCUUUCUGUUGCUUUUCCAAAGCGUUUAUGCUCAUCUCAUUUUAAGUGCAGUUUUGUGCUGGAAGACAAACGCACACAGCCUUAAACAAUCUGUAAAUGAACCAUGGUGACACUGCCUGUUAUGCACUGUUUUCAAAUAGAGAGGUUGAUGUUAUGGCUUCUUAUAUCAUUUGAGUCAUGAGAGUAAACUGAAUAUUUUAUGCUUGUUUUGGAAUAGUAAUUGUUACAAUAACUUGAAAUAAUGCAAUAUUACAUAUAUCUCUGCACAUAUCAAGAGCCAAAAGUGCCACAAUCCAACAAAUAACUUUUAAACAUUAAUCUAUGCAAUCAUUUAAAUACAAUUGCAAUAACUACAUUAAAUAAAUAAGUAAGCAUUAAUAAUGGUUUUAAUUUAUGGUAAAAUUCUAUGUAAUUAUUCAGUAUGUUUUUUUUACAAGUUUGCACCAUUAAUCCAGACAGCAGUUUUUUUGCCACUAGUCCUGCUAAAUAAACUCAUUUAGACAGGUUAUAAUUUUCUAAAAAUAUCUACAACAGAAAAUAUGUAAAUUUUAAUAAUCACCUUUUCGUUAUGCUGCCAGAAACAUGUCAUUACAUCUAUAUUUUAAAUAUACUACUUGGUUCUUUGGCUAACGUGAGUCCAGCUAAGGGUUUCCACGACCCUGCAAUAAAUGAUCUGAUUGGAUAACCUGGACAGCAACUCAGCUGCAGACCAAUCAUAUUGUCUGUAGCAAAAUCAUUCUCUAUGGCAACGCAAAACUGAAAACAAUGAAACGUAAAUAAAAACAAACAAAUUCUAUACGCUUUCUACUUGUAAUUAAAAUUGAUUUAAAUUAUUUAUACAUUUAAUAAGUAUUUGUAUUUAUAUAUAUAUAUGUUUAUGUAUACAUUUUGCUGAUUAUAUUUAUUAUUUAUUUGGAUUGUGGCAUUUUUCAGUCCUUGAUAUUCACGUGCUCUAUUCUGGUCUUGUAAUUUUCUUUGUGAAAUAAAAUAAAUUUGGGCAUCUUUCUUUUUUUUUCACAGUAAUCUCUGUGGUUUUGUCCACAGUCUAAAGACAAAAAAACUGUGUAUAUUGCUCUGUGUAUUUGUUGCUUCUCUUUGCAGUUAUAAUCAUUGUACUAAAAGCUGCCUAUGCAAAGCUUCCUGCUUUCAAAUGUAAAGAGUGUGCGUAUUGUUAUUAUCAUUAUCUGUAAGCAACAGCAUCAUGUUAAGGGGGUAGUGCUGCAAGACUCAGUCGCACAGUAACAGUUUGUUUUUAUGAUAUUUUAUUUUUUGGAACAUCAUAUUUUACUAAGUUACAACAGGAGAAAAGUGUGAGGUAUGUUACUGUCACAUGGAAAAUGUCAGUACAAUGAACACUCCAAGGUGAAAUAGAAGACAUUGUCUUUGAUAUGUUCCAUAUUGAAGGUCAUCACAGUAGAAUGUAAUAUUAUUACAUUUAAAAUUUGAUAUUUAACAUUUCUCAUUGAGCCAGUGGAGCACAAAUGUAUUUGACUUUUAAUGAAUGUAAUCUGUAUUAAAGUUCCCCCCUUUUCUGUAAAUAAUAGAUGCAUUUUUAUCAAUGUGUCCAGAGCCUGAAACAGGAGCUAUAUGCUGUUUUUAUAUCAUUUAUCUAUAAUAGAGUUUAGUUAUGAUUUUGUUCUUAAUUCCCUGAAUUAUCAUCAAUCCAUCCAAAAUAGUUUCUUUUGUUUUUAUUAUUUCACAGUAUUGAAACUUUUACUAACUGAUGGAUUAUUAAUGCUGUACUAUUUCAUUUUUUUGUAGAUGUCUUUAUGUUUAUGUUGAAGUGUGACUUUUCGUGUCUCUUCAAAAGCCUCUUCUUAUGGUAUUUUUGUAUUAUUAAAAGAAGCAAUAAAUAAUAACUCAUACAUGCU